Molecule: messenger RNA, 1022 nt
Organism: Homalodisca vitripennis (glassy-winged sharpshooter)
Lineage: Eukaryota; Metazoa; Arthropoda; Insecta; Hemiptera; Cicadellidae
Product: protein ANTAGONIST OF LIKE HETEROCHROMATIN PROTEIN 1-like
Exons: 2
Coding region: 195-1004 (269 amino acids)
Source: RefSeq, a predicted model, not a curated record
UAGCGAGCAAACUGUGCACACUUGAUACAUAACACCGCAUCGUCGCGGUCGUAAGAGAGCUCCAUACCACCGUUCUGUCCUAGAGGUAUCUGGUCUCUGGGGAUAGUUAUAAAAAAUUGGGCUACUCUUUUCGCAUGGGAGACAGAACAGUAGCUAAGAUUGUGAGUGAGGUUUCGGUCGCAAUAUAGAAAGCUAUGCAGCAGAUUUAUUUACCACAGCCAACAGAAGACAUGUGGAAGUCGAUCUCAAAUGACUUUGAUUCAAGGUGGAAUUUUCCACAUUGUGUAGGAGCAAUAGAUGGCAAGCAUGUCGGUAUUAAGAAGCCUAAUCAAUCUGGAUCAUCAUACUUCAACUACAAACACGACUUCUCCAUUGUAUUAUUGUCAGCUGUAGAUGCAAACAAAAAGUUUACUUUCAUUGAUGUAGGAUCCAUGGGAAGAUUUAGCGAUGGAAGUAUUUUUUCAAGUUGUGAAUUGGAAAAGAAAAUGGUUAUGGGGAAUCUAAAACUCCCCUCCCCUUCUCAGCUACCUUCUUUUCAACAUACAUUGCCCUACGUAUUUGUAGGGGAUGAGGCAUUCCCACUGAUGGUCAACUUGAUGAGACCGUACCCGAGAAAAAAUGUCACAACCAAUCAUGAAAAUAAAGUUUUUAAUUAUAGGCUCUCACGAGCAAGACAAACUGUAGAAUGUGCAUUUGGCAUCCUAGCCUCACGCUUCCGUGUGGUCUCAAGACCAUUUGAGAUUAAAGUUACAACCGUUGUUGAUGUCGUUAAAGCAGCUUGCGUUAUGCACAACUACUUGCGCAGAAAUGCUUCAGUAAACUGCGAAAAUGAAGAGGAUGAGGAUAUUGAGAGUUUGCCAACAGAACAACUGAUUCCAGUUAGAAGGAACCAAACAAGGUGUGUACAAGCAGCUUUUGCAAUCAGAAAGAAAUUUACUCAAUACUUUAACUCGGGUGGAAGCGUGUCUUGGCAAGAAGAAAGGGUUUCCCAAGGACAAUUCUGAUUUUGCUGUAUAACUAGU